This is a messenger RNA of Yamadazyma tenuis ATCC 10573, 2023 nucleotides long. RefSeq lists its product as uncharacterized. The record is from RefSeq and is a predicted model, not a curated record. NCBI's taxonomy places the organism in Eukaryota, Fungi, Ascomycota, Pichiomycetes, Serinales, Debaryomycetaceae.
AAUCCUGUUUUAAAGAGAUACUUACAACAAACAUUUACACUAGUCUCUCCAAUUACAGCUUGCUAAAUCUCAGAUAUGGGAUUUUUGAACUUUGUGACACUUGUCACUACCGUUAUUUACCCUGUUAUCGCUUCCUACAGGGCUUAUGAACAGUAUAAAGAUGCGAACCACAAGUUUAAUGGUUCCAACUUGAGUAUUGGUGGAUUCAAUGUUCCUAUCAAUACAUUAUUUAAAAAGGCGACAGGGGAUCACGAUGAGACUGUUCCCAAUGAAGCCGCCCUCUUGCUAUAUGAAUCCAACAGACUUCAGAAAUGGUAUGUUUAUUGGAUUGUUCACACAGUAGUAGAACUCAUUGAUUCGGGCUUGUACCUCAAGUACUUGAUCCCUUUCCACUCCUUAUUUAAGCUUGGGAUUUCGGUUUGGCUUCUCUCACCAAUGUUGCAAUACAGAUCCAUAGAUGCUUUUGAUGCUAAAACAGAUUUGAACCUGUUUUUUGAAGGGGGAUGCGGUUUCUGCUACAAGAAAUUUGUGUCACCUUUACUACAAGGAGAAGUUAAGUUCCUUAGUGAUAUCUCUCUCAAGGAUAUCCCUUUCAACACUGAGCAAUUACCCACAUUUGUCAAGCUGAUUUUGGACUAUGUCAAAAAGCUUAUGGAGGCUGCUCCACUGGUCUCCUUAUUAAACUUCAUUAGAGGCUCUGCCAGAGGUGUAGAUAUAAAUGAAUCUGGGUCCACGACAUCUUUCUCAGCUGCUUCCGGUGCUGAGUAUUUGGGGUCUUUGAGGUCUUUUAGCGCUCUGACAUUGCAAGGUUACUUUUCCAAGGUUACAUCAGACCCCAGUGCUACUUCUAAAGACACGGUUGAAGACGAAUACGAUGUCAUAGACAGCCCCAGCCAAACCGAUGGGGUGGGAGCGUCUCCUAGAACGACACAAACAGACCCCGUGAAAAGAAAGGGUUGGAUCUGGUAACAUCAUGGUAUGGGACGAAGGUUAUGGUUUUGGGAUGGAUGUUCGUAUACGGUUAUAGGGAUUUGCUCCGAUUGUAUUAUGUUUUACUACUAAAUUGAAUAAUAUUGCUAGAUUUUGGUAUACUGUAGUAUUUGUGAGUUAUUUAUAUAUACAAGAGCGAAGUUAAUAGCCCAAAAAUUGGUUAACCAAAUCUUUGUUACUCUUCAAGGUAACUGUUUCAUUAUAUUUGUUCAUUUUUUUCUCAGCUUCUUGCUUGAACAGUUUUGUUAUAAACUUGUUAGGCAAGACCGGCUUUUUAUACAAGCCGUCAAAUGCAUUGGUUUGCUUAUCCUUAUCGGAACCUAAGCUAUUCUUAAUUUCAAUGAUAUCAGUUUGAUUUUCAAUUGUUUCAGAGAACAGCUUCGCUUCAGCUGGAAGUUGGGGCCAAACAAAGGGUUCUUCCAUAUCAAUUGUCAUUUUCUUAUACUGGGGACCUCUGUACCUUCCCAUGUCAGUCAUUGAUCUUUCGAACUUGGCAUGCAAUAAUUGGACUGUUAUGUUUAAAGCUCUUAACCCAUACACGUGCCACAAGUAGUCUCUCAAGUCCAAUUUAUUGAAGUUUCUAGGAACCAAGAAUUUGGCCUGGUAGGGGGUGUGUUUGGCAUUUGAUCUCAAAAGGGCAAUACGAGCUUUUGGUAAGUAUACUUGUUUUUGUCCCAAUUUGAAAUGUGCUUCGCCAGAUGCGAUUUCAUCAGCAUACUUCUCAAGGUUUCUUCUGGCUAUUUUAUCACUUCGAGAUCUGAACUUUAUGGGUACAGGCUUGUCUUGCUCAAUGUAUAAUUUUCUGAUUUCUUCAGCAGGAAAUACUGAAUCAGUUACUGAUUGUGAUAAUAAUGGUUGUCUUUCCUUUCGGAACCCAUAUCUUGGUUUAUCCAAUACCACAUCAUCGACAAAAACUGUGGGGUACUUUCUGGCGCUUGCUUUAUAGCGUAAGCCUCUUAUAGAUUGUAUUGAAUGGUGCCAUAUGCUUCCAAGUAGUCCUUGGCUGGGAUUCAUUAUCAGAGGAUUGAUUUCU